AUGCCUUCCAAAGCCUUGACGGUGAUCCUUAAUCUCGAUCAAUCCCGGAAAUUUGUAUUGGUGCUCCCAGAAUCACCUGAGGCUCGCAAGAACUUGAAGGAACGUAUUCUUCGAGAAGGGAAGAAUAAAUUCCGCACCAAAGGCCUUUCGUCGGUCUUUCUACAGGGCGGCAACGUGCUCGAGGAUGAUCAAGAUCUUUCAGAACACACGACGCAAGUAUGGUUGGGGAAAGGGGAGCCAUACGCCGGACCGCCCAAGGCAGCAGAGGAGACUGCAGGCGCUCGACCCCAGGACAUCCGGAUAAUAGCAGAGAAGAGCUACAUUGACGAUGCAGCCUCAAAACAGUUACAGAAGGUUGCAAACCUUCCCGGAGUGAAACUAGCGAUCGGGAUGCCUGACCUCCACCCAGGAGGGAGGUUUCCAAUCGGUUGCGCUAUUGCUUCUGAGGGCAUUUAUCCCGCCUUGAUAGGAUCAGACGUUGGGUGUGGGAUUGCCCUAUAUCGCCUCUCGUCGUCGGCAGCGAGAGCACGAGCGAAUCCGAAGAAGCUGGCGUCACUACUGAGGGGAAUCGACGAGCCUUGGUCAGGAUCUGUCUCUGAAUGGCUUGCUCAGUAUGGCAUCGCACGAACGUCGGCUUUCGACAAAGACGCUCUUGGGACUGUAGGAUCAGGGAAUCACUUCGCGGAGAUUUGUACUCCCGAGAAGAUCAUAGAUGCGUCUAUCGCGGGGACGCUAAAGGUUGAAGAAGACGCUCUUUAUCUGCUAGUUCACACUGGGUCUCGAGGACUUGGAGCAAGUAUUCUGGACCGAGAGACAGCGAACGACUCAAAUCCGUACAUCCCACCUGACUCUCCUCAUUUUGAGGAAUACCUGGUCGACCAUGAUUAUGCUGUUGAGUGGGCCGUCGCUAAUAGGGACCUCGUCGCGCACCGCAUCAGAGAAUGCAUUUCUAGAUCACAAGAUGACGACGAGGGUGAUGUGCCGCUGGCCAGUUCUUUGGACAAAAUAGUCGACGUUACCCACAAUUCCGUGACGAAACAUCCCAUAACGCUCGAAGAUGAAACAAAGGUGCUCUGGGUCCAUAGGAAAGGAGCCGCACCAGCGGAUAAAGGGAUCGUGCCCUGCCCUGGAAGUCGAGGGGACUUUUCAUGGCUAUUGCAGCCGAUCGGUGACGGUCAGCACAAUGGGCAUUCUCUGGCACACGGUGCUGGACGACGGUAUGGACGACAAGUGCUGCACACAGGAUCGAAGAUCAACAAGUCGACAUUGACCACGACCGCGCUUGGCUCAGAGGUGGUGUGCUUGGAUCCUGAUCUGCUGAUCGAAGAGCGACCAGAGGCGUACAAGGAUGUGCAGUGCGUUGUCGAGGAUAUGGAGGCACAGGGGGUGUGCAGAGGCGUGGUUGUGCUUCGUCCGGUAGUUACCUACAAAGUGCGGGAGGGAAGGAACGCGUCGUAA
Messenger RNA from Cyclocybe aegerita, 1458 nucleotides. Lineage: Eukaryota; Fungi; Basidiomycota; Agaricomycetes; Agaricales; Hemipholiotaceae. The record is from the annotation of a GenBank genome assembly.